AUGCCUUUGCGUGAGUGGAACUUUUCAGAUUUUCUCCAGAAAGUUCUUAUUUUUCAGCUAAAAGUUUACCGCCCGUUUCCGCCGUCAAUGGAUCCGAAGCUCACACGUACUUGGCCACUCUGGUUCACACCCGGAUGAAGCGAGCCGUGAACGGUAUCGCCCCUCUUCCCCAAACACCAACUUAUCUAUCUGUUUUGAAGGUGACAAACUCGAUGAAAUUCUGGAGAGUUUGCAAGUGUACGCCCGUCUCGCCAACGGAAUUUCCCUGCAAAUCGGACUGUCCGACUCUUCCGUUCCCGUGGAUGACGUCAUCGUCGAGUUGCUCCACGUGGCACCUCUCAAGCUCAGCGAUGUUAUCAACUUGGACACGAACGCACUGAGCGAGUCAUUGAAGACGUUCAAGGAGCUUCUGGAUCAGCUGGAGACGGCGAAUAAUGUGAGGAGCGUUGAGGAACGAUUGGAGCUUCUGGAGACGAUAAGGGGAAUUGUUGCGAACCUCGGCGAUGUGAAGAAUCUGGAAGGGAAGGGAGAGUAUUCGAGUGCGUUGGAGAAGGCGAAGGGAUUCGCGAUUGAUGCUCAAGCGCUCAACGAUUUCAAUACCGCUGUGGCUGCGCUACAGCUGUCGAUGACUAAGAUUGACGGAUGGAAAAACAAAAAAGAUGUGGAAUCACUUCAUGACGAAGUGCAUAAUCUAAACUUCCAGUUGAAGGAGUACGAGACCGCGUUCAACAAUUUCUCUCCCAAGUUCCUCAAGUUGGAUGAAGUCGGUGGUCUUCAGAAUGGAACGGCCAUCUUCCAAUCGCUGAUCGACGAGAACGAAGCACGGAACAGUUACAAGUUCCGCCCGGGAUUCAAGACCGACCAAAUUAAGAAGUCACACGAGCUGCUCAACACUUUCAAAUCGGCUGCCGAUGCCUUCAAGAGAGACCGCGGCUUGCUCGAAACUCUCCGGAGACUGGUUUCUGCGCACAACUCCAUUUUCGGCCCGUCGAAGUUCGCCGCUGGAUUUCCGAACGGAGGCGACGAUCUGGACGAGCUCGCGAAGGAUACGGAGAAGGAAUGGGUGCACGAGAGCAUGAAAGGAGGAAAGGAAACGGCUGUGCAUCUGAAGGGAACAUUCCAGAAGUUGGAUGAGUUCAAGAAGGAGUUGAAAGUCGUGGAGAAGGUUCUGGAGCCGGUGAGCAACAAGAAAAGUGUCGCUGCUUUGAAGCAAUCAACAUCCGUUCAACUCGAAAUGGCCGGAGAAGCGGACAAAUGGAAAGACCAGCGCAGUGCUUCGGAAGGAUUGGAAGGUUGCGACAGCAAGUUUCAACAGACUUCCCAGCCCGACUAUUCCGAUAUCAGCCCGACUCUGGAGUCGAUUAAGAGAUUGGAUGAGUUUAUUGGUACGCUGGCGUUCGACAGGAGCACUGUCAAAAUGGAUGAUAUCGUCGCACUGAAGAACCUGACCGACGUGAAAUCGUUCUCGGACAAAGACAAAAAGGAGAAGAUCCCCGGAAUCGUUGCCGGCCUGAGAAGUAUGCCAGAAGUCAAAACGACUCGUGCCGGUCUCGACAAACUCAAAUCUCAUCUGGAAGGUGUGAAGAAAGCGGCCACUCAGAUCCCCACGUUGGCUGAUGAAAUCCAUAAGAAGAUCGUGGUGAUUGACAAGUACGUGAAAGACCUGGCUGAGUCCAACUUUUUGAGUUUCUACGAUUGCAUGAAAAAAAUCGGACCCGGUGGGACAGGACUCAAGGACAUGAUCGGAAAGGUCGAGAUUCUGAGAAGCAAGAGAACCGAUUUGAACGUCGACGAGGCACGUGGCAUUUUGAACUCUCUUCAGGCUUCGAAAUCCGGAUUGAAAGUGCUUCAAACCGCCGGAAGUGCUCUGAAAGGCGUGGAUGUGAAUGAGCUGAAGGGAGCGAUGGAGAGUGCCCAGACUGUCGCGGAGAAUCUGGGAAUGGCCGCUCAAGGCAUUGGAAGUAUCGCGAACGCGCUGGAAAAUCGGAGCAAUCUGGAUGGGAUCACGGCUGUCAAUGCUGAAGAGAUCAAGAAAACGGCGGAUGCGCACAAGGCACAGCUGGGGUCUCACCACGAGAAUCUCUUGAAACUGGAAGGACUCGGGACCGAUCUGAAGAGCGUCUUCGUUGGAAUCGACACGUUCACGGGCUCGUUGAAACAUUUCUCGAGCACCGUGCUGAGGAAUUUUGUUGAUCCGUUCCGCCAAGCCGAGAAGAUCCCUAGUGUGAAGAUGACCGAGUCAGAACUGGUCGAGAUGAAGAAGGCCGUCGAGGCGUUAAUUGUCAUCGAUCCGAAUGGAAAACAGCAGUUGGAACCCGUUCUCAAGGCUCUGAACACUUUGAGCUCUUUGGAUUUGGAUUUUUCGCGCUUCAAGUUCUCCCAAACGGUCAAUAGCCUGACAUCGCUCGAAUCCUUCUUUGCCAGACUCUCCAGUUCCCUCGUCGUGACGACUUCUACUCCUCCGUCGACGAUGUCGUCCACUUCCAGACCACUCUUCGCCGCUUCCACUGUUCUCAUUUCUGUGGCUACGCAAGCACCGACCGAUUACACGUGGUAUGAUAUUCAGUGGAAAAUUGAGUACAUGUAUUUAUUUCAGGCUGGUUGUGAUUGGUAUCAUCUUAAUGAUUUUGAUAAUCGUCAUGGUAACCAGCUGGUGCUGCUUAAGAAAGAAGAUCAAAAUGAAGUUGAACAAAUGGAAAAGCGGCUCGACGAGCUCCGCUUCAACUAGCAACGAAACUGUGUCUUCAACGCCUCUGAAUAGCACCGUGAUCAAUGAGACGGCAAAAACUGCAGAGUCAUACACCACGAAUCAGUCGCCGGCUCUUUUACAAAAGCAGCCGAAGACUCCCAAAGAGAAAGUUCCUGCGAAGGGUUCGACGUCUUCGGAUGGAUCCAAGAAUCAGCCGAAGACUCCCAAAGAAAAAGUUCCUGCGAAGGGUUCGACGUCUUCGGAUGGAUCCAAGAAUCAGCCGAAGACUCCCAAAGAGAAAGUUCCUGCGAAGGGUUCGACGUCUUCGGAUGGAUCCAAGAAUCAGCCGAAGACUCCCAAGGAAAAAAAGUUCCUGCGAAGGGUUCGACGUCUUCGGAUGGGUCCAAGAAUCAGUCGACGAGCCGUGAAAAAGAAGAUCCUCCGAAGGAUGCGAAAGAUAAAUCCAAAGAACCUGGCGUUUCUCGUGAGAAGAAAGACAACACAGUUUCGGAUGAAGAAGAAAAGUCAGUAGUUUCACUGAAUGGCAAGAUGACAUUUCUGGAAGGCGUGUGCCGUCAGAUUCGGAAUGAGGACUGGAUGGCGAGGACGUGGGCCAAAAAAGUAAUCGAAGAGGCUUUCAAGAGAGCUACACAAGACAAAAGAGCAUGCAGUGGAUGAAUACGUGCACAAGAUAAAAUGUGGCCAUCAUACAAUCUUCAUGACCGAGGUAGUGAUGAAUGAUGAGUAAUGAAUUCAUUGUAACUAUUUGCAGCAUCCGAAAGACAUUUCAAGCCUGGAGCGUUUUUGGGAGACGGUCGACACUGGCCAUAUCAAAGCGAUUGUUCAUUUGAGCAAUCACUCAAAAAGGUAGGAAUAAUUGGAAAUUGCCUCCGACACGCUUGAUUUUGCUACAGACCGCUUCCCGUAUUAUCCUGAGGAAGGCGCAGUGUUUAAAACGGCGAAUAGGAAGUACCAGGUGGCGAUCGAGAAGAGGACCCAAUGCCACUUCACGCCGGAUAUCACCGUCAAACUCACUAAUAAUAGCACGUGGGUUGCAUUGCAAAUCGAGUUUCAGUAAAUCUGGUCUGAUUUAUUUAGGGAAGUAGAGAAACACAUCGGCAUUUACAAGAUAGAUACGCAGGAGUGUGAAACUUUUGCUGCUUUCCAAAGAAUUGCCGCCUUGUUCGAUUACCUAAGUGACGCCAAAGUGAGUUCUUCAUCUUUUCUUCUCAGAUCACCCAUUCUCUUACAGAAGACUACUCUGGUUCAUUGUUCAAACGGUAUCGAUCGUACGAUGGCAUUCGUCGGCGCACGGAAGGGAAUCGAAAUGUGCUCGAAGCAGAAGAACUGCACGGUUCUGCAGAGUGAGUUUUUAGCGCGCUCAGUGUCAUUUCCAUUGCAAAGUCUCUCUGUUUGCAGUUCUGAUCACCUUGUACCAGCACAAGCACAGAUUGAUUAGGCCGAAGGUGUUGUUUUUCAUUUUGAAGGCAAUUGCACAGCGUACUGAAGAGGUACAUUCGAAUUUUAGCACAAUUUUAGAAAUACAUUCGAGUUUGCAGAAAUCUUCGGCGUUCUUCCAUCCGAUAUUCGACGAAUUCUCGUUUUACUUAGAACAGGAAGAGUCGAAGAAACCGCAAACUCAUUUCCUAUAUUUGAAUGCUCUAAAUGAUUAUUUGAACAAAGCGUAUCAAGCAGCCGAAGUGGAAUGUUAUCAACAGAAUAGAAAGAUGAAAGAAUUGAAGGACAAGCAGGAAGAGGAGGCAGAACGACUAAAGGAGCCGGAAGUGAAGAAAGUGGGCAGACAUUUGGAGAAGUUUCCAACCGACUCGGAGAGAGAGCAGCGUGAACGGAGAGAUAGACGGAAAAGAAAGCCGCCGAAACCGGAUGUUUCCUACAAGCAGACAGAGAAGAAGGAUAAAGGAAGAACUAGUAGACUAUUGUUUAUCCAUAUCAACGGGAGGCCUGAAUCAGCCCCGAAAUGAUCGACUUAUUUGACGAUUCGAUAAAAUAUAUUUGUUUGAUCCUCCUGUGAUGUGUCCAAAUUCAUGUGAUUGUUUGCAUUUUUCCUUGCCCUUAUCAGUUUCCACUGCCCAGAAACAUUGCCUUUCUCGCCUGACUGCUCUUCUUUUCACGAAACUUUUCAAAGCGAACCUUUUCAGGAUUAUUGUAUCCUUAAGCGAUGAGAGAAGUGAUCUCGAUACACGUCGGUCAGGCGGGAGUUCAAAUCGGAAACGCGUGCUGGGAGCUCUACUGUCUCGAGCACGGAAUCCUUCCCGACGGCACUUUUCUCGAUGCGGACGAUUCUUCGGGCUCUCUGAGCACGUUUUUCUCGGAAACUGGCUAUGGAAGACACGUGCCACGCUCCAUUUUCGUCGAUUUGGAGCCGACUGUCGUAGGUAAGCACGUGUUUUUUCGUUUUUGGCCUAGCCAUCCAAGUGACACAACACACGCGCGCGCCGACCUUGUCUACUCCCCCUGGCCGUCUCCGCUAUGAUGCACGCGUGGCCUAGUGGUCGAGUGUUGACUGCCUCUCGAUGGCCCGCGAGUUCAAUUCCCAACAUUGGGAAAAAACCAAUGAAGACACAAACCCCAUGUCCUGAAGUUUUCCGUGCUAGCAUGAUUAGUCUUUCCGAGGUUGUUUUUGGUUUUAAUUCUCCCAUUUUGAAUAUUACAGAUGAAAUUCGAACGGGAACUUACAAAAAGUUGUUCCAUCCGGAGCAAAUGCUCACUGGAAAAGAAGACGCUGCGAACAACUACGCUCGUGGACAUUAUACAGUCGGGAAAGAGAUCAUUGACACGACUCUGGACAGAAUCCGACGAUUGGCGAACAACUGCGACGGUCUACAAGGAUUCUUCGUGUUCCAUUCGUUCGGAGGCGGAACUGGCAGUGGGUUCACCUCAAUGCUCAUGGAGAGACUGUCCGGAGAGUACGGAAAGAAGAGCAAGUUGGAGUUUUCCAUUUAUCCGGCGCCACAGGUACUGUUUCAAAGGUAACAAAAGUUCAGAAUACGUAUUGAGAUCUCGACGUCCGUCGUCGAGCCGUACAAUUCGAUUCUGACGACUCACACCACUUUGGAGCACUCGGAUUGCUCGUUCAUGGUCGACAACGAAGCGAUUUAUGACAUUUGCCGCAGAAAUUUGAGAGUUUUCCGCCCGAGCUACACCAAUUUGAACAGAAUUAUUUCACAGGUUUGCGGAAAAACAGUAUUUCUCCGGUAGCGGCCAGACAAAAGCCCUCCAAAUUUGAAUUUUUGUAAAUUUUCCAAGAAACAGACACUCUUCCUUUCUGUUUGACACAAAAUAUCGUAAAUGUACGAUAUUUUUUCCCAAACAUUUAAAUUUUGCAGUCUUUUUCCAGGCGAAGCCUGAAAUUCGGUAAACAUGUACGAAAAAGACGAAGAAAAAAAGAGAAAUUUUGAAAUUUUUGCGCGAAAAAAGUUGUAUCGACUGUUUGCAGGUGGUGUCCUCGAUCACGGCCUCUCUCCGCUUCGACGGCGCUCUGAACGUGGACCUGAGCGAGUUCCAGACGAACCUGGUCCCGUACCCGCGCAUCCAUUUCCCCCUCGUCGCCUACAAUCCGCUCAUCGCUUCGGCGAAUCACGAGAUCCUCUCGGUCGACGAGAUCACCAAAUCGUGCUUCGACUCUGCGAAUCAGAUGGUGAAAUGCGAUCCGAAGAACGGAAAGUACAUGGCCGUCUGCCUGCUUUACCGCGGCGACGUUGUGCCGAACGACGUCUCCGCCGCCAUCAAAUCGAUCAAAACGCAGAGGACGGUGCAGUUCGUGGACUGGAGUCCGACCGGAUUCAAAGUCGGACUCAACUACCAGCCGCCGACGGUGAUCCCGGGCGGCGACAUGGCCAAGGUGCCGCGCGCCGUCUGUAUGCUCUCCAACACGACGGCGAUUGCGGAAGCGUGGCAGAGACUCGACUACAAGUUCGAUUUGAUGUACGCCAAACGGGCGUUCGUGCAUUGGUAGGCUCAUUUUCAAGUUGUCCACGGCGACCAAAAGUUGAGAGGCGCGUGGCCCAGUGAGCACGGUUUUCCUCAAAAUUCUGACAAUGUUGCUCUAUCGCGGCCGCGACCUUCCACGUGGAGAGCGGCAGAGAAAAAUAGCCCAAACUUUCAGACGAAAAGUGAUUUGCAGGUACGUGGGCGAGGGAAUGGAAGAGGGCGAGUUCUCGGAAGCACGCGAAGAUCUGGCGGCGCUGGAGAAGGACUACGAGGAAAUUGGCGCGGAUUCGAACGACGGAGAGGAGGUGGAGGACGAGUAUUGA
This is a messenger RNA of Caenorhabditis sp. 36 PRJEB53466, 6963 nucleotides long. The record is from the annotation of a GenBank genome assembly. Lineage: Eukaryota; Metazoa; Nematoda; Chromadorea; Rhabditida; Rhabditidae.